AUGGAUUAUUUUUUAUUUUUGUAUAUUUUUUUAUUUUUAGUUUGUGCCAUUGGUUUUUAUUCAACUUUUCGUUUUGGUAAAUUAUUUACCAAAAAAAGCAUCACCCAAGUAGAGAGUUGGGAAAAAGACGACCACCAACUCGAAGACUCUGACCAAUUGGAUGAUUUGGUAAAUUCAUUUGGAAGUCUAAGUGUUCUAACAAGUGAAGAAGAAAUGGAAAAUAAACAACUUAUGGAACAAUAUUCAAAUCUUCUCCAACACUUCGACAAUACCCUAGAUGAAUGUAGUAAUAAACUUGAUCAACAAUUAAAAGUUUUAGAGUCUUUAAAAAAAAAUAAUAAUGGUUGA
Dictyostelium purpureum is the source of this 348-nucleotide messenger RNA. RefSeq lists its product as uncharacterized. The transcript has a single exon. The record is from RefSeq and is a predicted model, not a curated record. Lineage: Eukaryota; Evosea; Eumycetozoa; Dictyosteliales; Dictyosteliaceae. The coding region runs from base 1 to 348 and encodes 115 amino acids.